GCCUAUUCUAUCCAAUUAGAACACUAGUGCAGGAACUAAGAUCUCAGCCUGUUCUACUGCACUCAGGCUCUCCAACCUCUCCCAGCCCUCAAGCUCUCCAAGCAAUGACCUCAUUGCAAAAGACAGUCUGAGCGGGUGGCUCCCUCCCUAGUGGACCGGUGCGGGGAGCGGGAGCAAUGACGCAAUCGGAGCUGGGUCGGUCCUGGCCACUUUGGAUUGGCCACGCAGGCUCGUGGGGAACCCCUCCCACUAUCACUGGAAUAAGAGCCAAGAGCUCCGCUGGGAAGACACCCACAGCAGGCGUUGUGUCCAUCCAGGGGGACCGGCUGCUUGCACUCUCCUGCAACUCGAGUCUCCAGAGAGGCAUCAUGGGCUUCGGGAAGUCCUCCCCCUUCUUGGCUCUCAGCAUCUUGGUCCUGUGCCAGGCAGGCGGCCUCCAGGCAACACCGCUCAGGUGGGCCUUGGAGAGCCUCCCAGACUCCGAACUUGCUGCACUCAAUGAGAAGGAUGGGCACCUCCUGCUGGCUUCACUGGUGAAGGCCUAUGCACAGAGGAACGCCAAUGAGCUGGACCAGCCUGAGGAGCAGGAGCUGGAGGCAGAGGACUCCAGUGCCACGCUCCAGAAGAGAUCCUGCAGCACUUCCACCUGUACGAUCCAUCGCCUGGAAGACGCUCUGAGACAAUAUGUGGGGAUGCUUAAGGAAGACUUCGUGCCCACUGAUGUGGGCCCCAAUUCCUAUGGCCGUCGCCGUAGGGAACUUCAGGCCUGAGCUGCUAAAGGACUCCAGGAAGAAGGUUACAAUGAAGCUGAACUCACCACUUCUAUUAAUUUCUGUUGACAACAACUUGGUGAGAAGACCCCAGGGAAGAUAUACAUGUUUGCAUUCAAAUAGAUUUAAAAAAAGCACCUUUUCACUCAAAAGAGCAAAAUAAACA
Molecule: messenger RNA, 936 nt
Organism: Eptesicus fuscus (big brown bat)
Lineage: Eukaryota; Metazoa; Chordata; Mammalia; Chiroptera; Vespertilionidae
Product: calcitonin gene-related peptide 2-like
Exons: 6
Coding region: 177-770 (197 amino acids)
Cellular component (GO): extracellular region
Molecular function (GO): calcitonin receptor binding; hormone activity
Source: RefSeq, a predicted model, not a curated record